UCCCGCUUCCUGCGUGUUUUAUAUGAUUUCUCUCCGUUUCCCACCUCCUCCCCUUCAAGGAGCAAGUCUCGCUGGAACUCCAAUUCCCGUUUUGUCAGAAUAGUAAAUAUGGCUGAGGAGCUAUUCACUCACAUUUGGACCAUGAGUGAUCUGUGAAUUUGAAUCCCAAAACUUAACUGUGACACGUUGGAAUGGAAAAUUGCAACUGAAUGCCAUGAACGCUGUGAUUUCAUUCUGUAUAACCGGCACCGUCCACUUGGUUGAAAGACUGCUCUCCACCAUCUCCACAGCAAACUAGAGGCUUUCACGGAAGCGAAGCGGAGGAAGGCGUCGACCCAGAUUUAUUUGAGUUUUUGGAGGGGUGAACCACAGUAACCACCACCGCCCCCCCCAACUCCCCUACCCAACAUGUGCUAGUUUCUGCUCCACAAGCUAGGAUGAGGCGUUCCGUGCUGGACAGGGCGACCAGCCAAUCACAGCCGACCUUUGGCCCUCAUUGACGUCAUCGCACCAAUCAGCAUCGCCGAGGGCGGGACUGAACGUCAGUCCGGAGCUUGAUAUGUGGCUACAUUGUCAAUGCUGCCCCGCAGCUGAUCUAUGCUGCAAGACCUGCUGAGUGUUUUCACCAAUCUCCUUUUCCAUUUAUGUACUUCUAAAGUGUCCUGAUGGUUGUUUAAUCUAGGAAAUGCAGCUGCUCAAUUUCACACGUACAGGAUCUGUGCCUAGAUCUGCCAGUUAUUGAGGAAAGGUGUUGGGUAUCCAGAGUUUGGACAGACUGGAGACCCCUGCAGUGGGCAGUACAGAAAUUGAAGGACCCCACAAAUGUCUUUGAGCCUCCAGACUUGUCUCAUUUCACAAAUUUUAACUCAGCCGACCAAAGAUCACUCUAGGCAUAGGUGGAUCUUUCCCUGAAGAAACUUCUGGAAGGUUGAGUGUAAACUUUGUGAGAAUGGGUAUACAGGCCUGCUUUGUGUAAUCUCUCGUUGCAAUUGAAGCUCUGAAGCCCAGAUAUUGUUCCGGUAAAUCUUCACUGCACUCCUUCCAAAGUCAGUAUAUCCUUCCCAAGAUGUGAUACCCACAGCCACUAUCAAUAUUCCAGGUGUGGUCUAACCAUGGCUUUGUAUAGCGGAAACCUGACUUCUAUUCCCCUUUGUUCGAGACCUCCAGAUUUAAAGUCACAGAGAGUGAAACCAGCGAAAGAGGGCGCCUCGGAGAGAAGUCCUGUUAUGGAGGGUGGAAUGCAGCUGCUAAACCGCGAUGGCCACAGUAUCUCCCACAAUUCCAAGCGCCACUACCAUGAUGCUUUUGUAUCGAUGAACCGAAUGAGGCAACGGGGAUUGCUGUGCGAUAUCGUCCUGCACGUGGGCAGUAAAGAAAUCAAGGCACACAAACUGGUGCUAGCUUCAUGUAGCCCUUACUUCCAUGCCAUGUUUACCAAUGAGAUGAGUGAGAGUCGCCAAACCCAUGUGACAUUACAUGAUAUUGACCCUCAGGCCUUAGAGCAGCUUGUACAAUAUGCCUACACUGCCGAGAUUGUGGUGGGCGAAGGAAACGUACAGACACUGCUUCCUGCAGCAAGCCUCUUGCAGCUGAAUGGUGUUCGAGACGCCUGUUGUAAGUUCCUUCUGAGCCAACUUGAUCCAUCCAACUGUCUGGGAAUCCGAGGAUUUGCUGAUACACAUUCCUGCAGUGACCUGCUCAAAUCUGCACACAAGUAUGUGCUCCAGCACUUUGUGGAGGUUUCCAAAACUGAGGAAUUUAUGCUGCUGCCACUUAAACAGGUGCUAGAUCUUAUCUCCAGUGACAACCUGAAUGUUCCUUCUGAAGAAGAAGUGUACAGAGCUGUGCUGAGCUGGGUCAAACACGAUGUGGAUGGAAGACGGCAGCACGUGCCCAGACUGAUGAAAUGUGUCCGUCUGCCUCUCCUGACUCGGGAUUUUCUGAUGGGCAAUGUAGACACGGAGCUUCUGGUCAGACACCACUCGGAGUGCAAAGACCUCCUCAUCGAAGCCCUCAAAUAUCACCUAAUGCCUGAACAGCGGGGAGUCCUCAGCAAUACCCGAACCAGACCUCGGCACUGUGAAGGUGCCAGCCCCGUCCUCUUCGCGGUGGGUGGUGGUAGCCUGUUUGCCAUCCAUGGAGAUUGUGAAGCCUAUGACACAAGGACAGAUAGGUGGCACAUGGUCGCCUCCAUGUCGACACGGCGUGCGCGAGUUGGCGUAGCGGCGAUUGGGAACAGGCUGUACGCGGUCGGGGGGUACGACGGCACUUCUGACUUAUCGACUGUUGAAUCCUAUGAUCCGGUAACCAAUUCCUGGCAACCGGAGGUAGCCAUGGGAACGAGACGGAGCUGCCUCGGUGUGGCGGUGCUACAUGGCUUGCUGUAUGCGGCUGGUGGUUACGAUGGCGCGUCGUGUUUGAACAGUGCAGAGAGAUUCGACCCUCUGACUGGAACAUGGUCAUCGGUUGCCGCAAUGAGCACAAGGCGGCGUUAUGUCCGAAUUGCAACAUUAGAUGGAAACCUCUACGCCGUCGGUGGAUAUGACAGCUCCUCACAUUUAGCAACAGUGGAAAAAUACGAUCCACAGACCAACACAUGGACCACUAUUGCUAAUAUGCUGAGUCGUCGAAGCAGUGCUGGGGUAGCGGUGCUGGAAGGGAUGCUGUAUGUUGCUGGUGGGAAUGAUGGAACCAGCUGUCUGAACUCUGUGGAAAGGUAUAAUCCAAAAACCAACACGUGGGAGAGUGUGGCACCCAUGAACAUCAGAAGGAGCACGCACGACCUUGUAGCAAUGGAUGGGUGGCUUUAUGCAGUUGGUGGCAAUGAUGGGAGCUCCAGCCUUAAUUCCAUUGAAAAAUACAACCCUCGCACCAACAAGUGGGUGGCAGCUUCGUGCAUGUUCACACGACGAAGCAGUGUGGGCGUCGCCGUUCUGGAACUACUGAACUUCCCCCCUCCAUCGUCUCCCACUCUCUCAGUUUCUUCAACCAGCCUCUAACAUCUGAGUCCAGCCAGGCCUUAACCUCAUGAUGAACACAGUCCUUUACGAAGCAGCCAGUUUGCUCUCCCUGGGUUCAUGACAAGGGAGCUCUGGGUGCUAUUCCUCCUGUUCAACAAGAACGAAAACAGGGGACCGAGGUUGGACCUCAAGUGGCGAAUGUUCUGUGAGCAAUUUGCCAAAAAACAGGGGCAGUGUCUGAUUGAACGAUAACAGUGCACGCGCCCACCUACAAUGAUCUGGUCACACAACAUAAAGGGUGUCAUUUGAGGCCAAGGAGUCAGGUUUGAAACUUCCACCAUUCAUGUGGAGAUUUUGUGUUUCUUUGAACCCCCCUAUCUCUCUCUCUGUCUCUCUCUCUCUCUCUCUCUCUAAAGAACUGGCACAGAGAACAACGCUGCCAGGGUUUCGGAAAUUUUGGCAAAUGCCAGAGUUUCUCCGUAACUCAACACGUCUCCAUUGGGAAAACGCAGGCUGUUAUUUCUGGAAUUUUAUCCCACGGUUGUCAUCGGUAUUUUCACGGCAUGAUGCACGUUUCUUUAAUUCCAGUGAAAAUAAAUGACAGCCCGCUGUCGACCAUAAAGGCUGCACAAUGGACACUGACCACUGUCGUUGAGCCCCUCUCCUCCACAACACCACUUUUAAUAACUUUUUUUGUUGAAACCUUUCUCUGUUAUCUUCAAGGCUAUGUAGCAUUACAGAUUGUACAACAUAUCAACUCCUUCCUGAGAACCUUGGUAAACCAAGGUAGAAGACAGCAGUGCACAGAAAAUAUGACAAAGAGAGUUUAACAGCCGAAUAGACCUAAUUAUUCCACAUCUUUUUGUACUGAUCAACAAAAAUAAUUCAGAAAUCGAUUGCAUACCUCGUACUUUUGCUAAAAUAUAAUCUCCAGGAGAUUCUACUGUAGCACUUGCAUUUUAUCACUCAACUUAUACUGUCAAUGAGAAGUUACCGCUGACCAGAGGUGAUAAUAUGUUUAAUUUAAUUUUUAUCUUUUAAAUGUGAAGUGUGUUGACUUUUUAUGCAUUUGAAUUUUUUUUUUAAACUUGGUUUAUGUUUCUGAGUAUUUUACUUAAGUUAUUGUCUAUCUCUGGUCAGGGAAUUGUUGCCAGGUAGAAGGGCAAAGAGAAGAUUUUGGUUGCUGAUUUUAUGGGGAAGGUAAGGAUUGGGGAUUAAUCCAAGAAGCAUUGAGUAAUGCUUUCUUCCCAAAUUUCUCUUCAGUAGCAUGGACGGUAUGUAAUAAUGAAAUAUUACACAGUUUACAUUUUUUGGUUGUGGCCCAUGCUACUUCUGUUUCUCAUGUUACCAUGUCCUUUAGGCAAUAUGUUCUCGUGUGUUCCUCUAGCAAACCCAGUGUCACAUUAAAAGCUACUUUCUUGAGGGCAAAUGUCACUGUGUCAGGUGGCUCCUCAGCGUGUGUAUAACGGUACGUGUAUGCCUAAAAUUCACAUCACGUAAACAGGUGUCAGUAUUUUACGUUUUCUCACGCUUCUGUAACUCAACAGACUCCUCCAAGUUCUAGAGAUGGACGAUUGAGUACUGAGGGGAUAAAUCGAUGAGGAUAAUGUCAACUGAGACAGCUCUUGUUACCCCCCCAAGCUAGGGCACUGGAAAGCUUGUCCUGCUGCUGACUCCUGUGUGGGCCGCUAGAUUGAGGACAGCAUCAGAUUGGACUGUGACGGUCUUGUAGUUAAAUAGCUUGCCAAGUGGCAGUUUGGUGGGGAGAUGGGUGGCAUUGGUGUUCCUGAUGUGCUGACAUGAAUUUGGCAGCAUUUUGUAAGAAACCCCUCCUUUUGCAUCAGUUUAACUGAGGAUGUAAUGGUGGCUGAUCGAGUGAGGACAACCCCUUUGUUCUAGCAGUACUCUCGAUCACCAUCAUGAGGUGCUGGUGAGCCAACUGUAUCUGAACUUUGACCCUCCAGGUGCCAACAGUUUAUUGGAUUGAAGAAAGCAGGUCAACUGACCAGAAGUACUCAACUUUGAGAGUAGAUUCACCAAUCUCUCUCUCUCUCUCUCUCAUAUCCCAGGAGUUGCUGCUCCCUAAUAAAACUUAAAUUGGCGACACGUAGAACUAACUGCUGAAUAGAUUAUCUCUUUCUCCAUCCCAUUGCUCAUCAGCAACAGCCAAUUCCACCUACUUUCCCCUUGUUCUUGCAGUAGCCUGUCAUCUGUCCGUACAGUAAAUGUAAAAUAGAAAGAAAAGCCUCCUGUACUGGGUUACACUGAACAUUAAUAAAUGAACCAGCUAGCAUGUAAAUAAUUGCAAAAGUAAAUCCAGGAAAUGUAUGUUUCCAGCAAAACAGUCUCUUGUUGUACAAAAUACGGUUGUAAAAGAGAUUUGAUUUUGGGUUUUACGUCAAUUUUCACCAUGGUUUCUAACAAAAUUAUUGUCAGUUUUGAAGCCAGAUCUUUUCAGUAGAUUACCAAAUAACACAGUUAAUAUGGGUUUGAAGUUGUUGAAUUCUAAAUGUUCAGGUUUCUCUUUUUUUCACAAUAAGUUUCUGAGGAUGUAUUAAAUCAAACCCUAUAGAAUAUUGUGCCAGAUAUCCACACAAUGAUUUUUCCAGCCUCUAACUUCAAUGACCCCAUUUGUCUCUGUUAUGGACCCUGGCCUCCACAUAAAAUAUUCUUUGUCCAACAUGGUUCAACACAUCUGCAUCAUGUAAUAGGACUCUAUAUAAUAGAGAUUUGUUCUUUUUAAUUCCUUCCAUAUUUGAACAAAAAACAAUAUGUGUUAUGCCACUUUUGUUUUUUUUACUGUUUCUACCCUGGAUAUAUUGCAUCGAUCCCCUUGAUUGGAAUAAUUGGAUUAUCCAAACACAAGCUGUUCAUGUGAUAAUUCAACCCAUUUCCAACCUGUCUCAAGCCUUGGGAAAACAUUGGUCAAGUUUCUGCUAGCACUAAGUAGGUUAAUCCUUUUAACUUUGUCAUUUAUGAACUGACUUACAAUACAUUUCUUCAGAAAAAAAGACACAUAUAUUUAAUUUAAUAAGAGGCUUCACCAUAAGAAACGGAAAAUGUGUACAGCAUCUUUUUAGCGCUUAGCAGAGCUGUUAUUAAAUGAAAACCAAUACUUGUAUGCCUCUUUCAGUCAGAUAGUUGGGAAUCUACAUGUGCACUGCAAAGUGAUUUAGAAUUUGUUUGAGUGAAUGUAUAAGAGAAGAAUUGUGACUACUUUUGGAUAUAGUUUCACAGCCAUGAUGUUUACCUGUCAGUUAUUUGGAACCUUUGCCUUGUCCCUGCAGGGCCAGCUUCAAUGUAGCACUUCUACCCCCAUCUCCCCCUCAUUCAAAAUCAAAGAAGAAUUACUUGCUUUGAAGAGCAAAACAGCCCCUCGCUGGCACAGGGAGCUGGGUUUCAGGUUAGUUUGUGCAAGAUGGUUAGGCACGCUGCAACAAAGAUACAAAUGCACAAGCUUGUCGGUCUUCAAAAUAGUUGAUCCUGAUUUAUUUUUCUGAGAUUACAAUUCAUGAACUCUGUGUGUGUCUGUGUGUGUGUGUGCGUGUGUGUGUAUGUUUAAGAUUUUUUUUUGUCAAUUGGAUAAACAGACCUGAACAGAAUCUAGUGCAAUCGUUUUUGUUUUUACGUAUGCUGGUAUGAAGAAAAUGACAUGUUUGAACAGGGUGGGUGAAGCACCGUGGGUUUAUAUUAAUUUACAGUUAAUAUAUGUGAAACCUGUUGCUUAUUUAUAUGUAAUUUAUGUUGGCAUACUUAUGUGAAAUGUUUUCAUUACCUUUGCACUAUACUUUAAAACGAAAUCAGCAAUACAAAAUACUAUGUAAAAUAAAUGUUUUUUUCCAUCA
Messenger RNA from Rhincodon typus (whale shark), 6805 nucleotides. RefSeq names its product kelch-like family member 17 (gene klhl17). Gene Ontology annotation, molecular function: protein binding. The transcript has 19 exons. NCBI's taxonomy places the organism in Eukaryota, Metazoa, Chordata, Chondrichthyes, Orectolobiformes, Rhincodontidae. The record is from RefSeq and is a predicted model, not a curated record. Bases 1113 to 2999 code for a protein of 628 amino acids.